Soboliphyme baturini is the source of this 834-nucleotide messenger RNA. Lineage: Eukaryota; Metazoa; Nematoda; Enoplea; Dioctophymatida; Soboliphymatidae. The record is from the annotation of a GenBank genome assembly.
AUGAUCAGUGACAUGUCGCAGUCGUCGUCACUGUCACCACAGCCGCCACCACUUCCGCCACCGCCAUCGCCUCCUCCGCCUCAAGCAGUAUAUGCUGCUUCGAACAUUGACAAUAGCGUCAUCAACGUGAAUAUGGUCAAAAAUUUGUCAUCGAUGGUAGUAUGUCCCCUGGUGGAAGUGAAGAGUAAAUUCGACGCUGAAUUUCGGCGGUUUUCAGUGGCGCGCGUUUCUCUGACAUCCGUCGAGUUGUUUCGUAAGCUGGUCGAACAGCUUCACCACUUGAGUGAAAUCCCCUUCACGCUAUGCUACACAGAUCCUCAUGGUGACUUGCUGCCGAUCAACAACGACGAGAAUUUUCGCAAAGCAAUUGACUCAGCUCGACCCAUACUGCGGCUGUUAUUGCAGCGUAAGGGUGAGAGCCUCGAAGAAAGGUACGGCUAUGGUUUAGAUGCGAUCAAGAAAAAGAACCGCAUUAGCCGUUUCCUGGCUGGUGCUACCGGAACCGCAUUGCCCUCCAGGGCAUACGACAUCAGCAUGCCACAGGACUUCCGACAAGUGUCAGCAAUUAUCGACGUCGACGUUGUGCCAGAAUGUCAUCGCCGCGUCCGGCUGUGUAAGCACGGCAGCGAUAAACCUCUCGGUUUCUACAUCCGCGACGGCACCAGCGUUCGCGUAACUCAGCAGGGGUUGCUGAAAUUGCCGGGAAUUUUCAUUAGCCGCUUGGUUCCGGGUGGUCUGGCUGAAAGCACCGGCCUUCUGGCGGUCAACGACGAAGUACUUGAGGUGAACGGUAUCGAAGUGGCCGGAAAAUCCUUAGACCAAGUGACGGACAUG